GCGCGCCGAUCUCUUUGGUGGACCUGCGAGUUGGCAACAAGCCCGAGAUCUUCACAGGCGAGGCCAAGGAGUGGAAGAACUGGUCGUUCAAGAUGCGUCAGUACCUGUCGGCGAUAGACGAGACGCUGCACGCGGAGGUGCUCGACGUGGACGCGAACCCGACGAGAGAGCUCACGAUGAACGACAUGGCCGCCGAAACCCAGAGGAGAGCCAGGCAGCUGGCGUUCAUCCUCACCAUGCACACGAAGGACGUAGCGUUGCAGAUGGUCACGAAGCUACCAGAUCCCAGCAACGGCUACGAGAUCUGGCGGAGGUUCUUGGAGGAGUUCGAGCCGGCCCACAAGGGCCGCUUCAGGGCGAUGCUGAUGCAGAUCCUCCAGUACCAGUUCACAGGUGACCGUGGACUAGCCAUCGAGGAGUUCGAGAGGCUCGUCAGGCAGUACGAGGCGCAGUCUGGCGACAUCCUCCAGGAGACCAUCAAGGCGGCGGUGAUCUCGAACAACCCUGAGGACCCUGAAUGGAGGAGACACGUCGGCCUCAACGCGACGAGAUUGCAGGACUACGCGUCGCUGAAGGACGAGUGGAAGGCGGUUCACCAAGCGGAGAGGCGUUGGGGUGUCGAUGGCGACUCGGCUCCCAUGGAGGUGGACGCGCUUACCUCGAAGGGCAAGGGCAAGCGCAAGGAUUGCCCGAAGUUCACCGCGUGGCUCGAGGAGAAGAAGAAGGCGGGACACGCUGGAGGCUCGGGGACGGCCGCGGCGCUCAACACGGUGCAGCAGGACGACGGCUGGGUGUUCAUGGUUGACGAGGAGUUCGAGGGCGACGAGCUGUGCGAACUCAUCAUGGUCGACUCAGGCGCCUCGGCAAACGUAUGUCCUCGAGACCACGUGCCCGAGAACGGCCUGCGAGAGGAAGCACGUCCGAGGCGCAUGACAACGGCGACUGGCGAGCUGAUUGCGCAGCAUGGGCGACGUCGGGUUUCAUAUGAGACGGAGUUCGGUAAGAUCACGACGGACUACAGGGUGCUAGACGUGAAGAGGCCGAUCUGGUCGCUGGGCGCGAUGAUCGAGUCGGGGUGCGACGCCUACUUCACGAAGAGCAAGUCGUGGAUCGUCAAAGAUGGCAAGGAGUUGGAGCUGAUCAGGAAGGGCAACUUGUUCUACGCGAUCGCUCGGCCUUCGAAGAUCGGAGGCUCGAACGCGCUGGAGCUCAACCCUUUGACGCAGGCGGAGAUCGAGCAGAGAGCGCUGGCCAGAGAGCACGCGGCGUUCGGGGCGGCUGGACCAGCAGCCGAGGCCACGCUUGCAGAAGAUGGGGAUCCAGCAGUUCGCAUCAAAGUGCCGACAGGACCUGCCACGCCGACGGCAGAGGAACGGGCUCAACACGAGUCCGCGGGGCACGUGCCCUACAGGAGCUGGUGCAGUCACUGCGUGGCGGCGAGGGCGGCGGACAAACCUCAUCGACGAAGCGAGGACCCGACGGGCCUGAGCGCAGAGGAGGCAGCGAUCCCACGCAUCGAGUUUGACUUCGCGGAGAUCGGACGAGAAUCAGAUGCAAGCCCUGGCAUUCCGUCCCUCAACGGAGUAGACGUCGGGUCGGAGAGCUUGUCGGCGACUCUGUGCCCCAGCAAGGCCUUCAGCGAGUACCUGGUGGAGACGAUCCUGGCGUUCGUGGACGCGCUGGGCCACAACGCGGUGCUGCUUCACUCGGACCAGGAGCCAGUGCUAGUGCAGUUGCUGAAGGCGGUGCAGAGCAAGAGGGUGAAGCGGACUCUGGUCAGGCAUGGGCCGAGAGGCAGCCACCAGAGCCAGGGCAAGAUAGAGGGCGCCAACAGGGUCAUCAACGGCGUCCUGAGAGCGAUCUGGAUCAACAUGGAGGAGCACAUGGGCGAGAAGGUGUCGACCGACAGCAUCCUGAUCGCCUGGGGGGUCAGGCACGCGGCAUGGAGCUUGACGAGGUUCCAGGUGAAGAGCGACGGCCGAACCCCCUACGUGCGGAUCUUCGGCAAGGCCUACGGCGGGGAGGUGCUUCCCUUCGGCGAGCGCGUGAUGUACAAGUACACGGCGGUGCCCAGCGGCAACCUGGACCAGAAGUGGGCGCACGGGGUGUGGGUCGGCAAGGCACCGCUGACGGACGAACACCUCGUCCUGACCGUGGACGGCGUGAAGAAAGCGAGAUCGGUACAUCGACUGCCAGUUGACGAGCGGUACGUAAAGGAGGAGCUGGCGAAGGUGAAGGGUCUGCCGUGGAACGGCACGGCAUCGGAUCUGAAGGCGCCGAUCGUGUCGCAGCAGGACCAGGGGCCAUCAGGGCACAGGAGGCUCUACCUGACGAGGGCGAUCGUGCAGAAGUACGGGCCUACGCCUGGGUGCUCGGGCUGCGCGGGGCUGGGGCCACAUACCGAGGUGUGUCGAGCGAGGCUGGAGAAGAUGGUGGCAGACGCGGCGGCAGGGCCGAGAGGCAUCGCAGUCGGCACGCCGCUGGCGGCGAGACCAGACCCAGGGCCGCCCGCAGGCGCUGCAGAACCAUCGUCGGCAGCGAGCGGCGACGCUCCCAGGACACCAGCUGGGGGCGACGGCAGCGGAGGAGUCGCGGCCGAGAACAUGGAGGUUGACAGAGCGGACGCUUCGACACAGAGAGGUAGGCCCGCGGCGGUGGCCUUUCCGCAGGAGGCCCCCGAGCGCCCGACGGCGAAGGUGAGGUCUCAACCCCCUGUGGCGAUCCCAGCCGUGGGAGGCGCAGGCACGGUCGUCGUCAGCGAGAGCGAGGCGAGGUCCAGCACAGACGACGUGAUGAUCGGGGGCCUGCACGUGAUCGAUGGCGUGGACGUGGUGGCGAUGCUCAUCCCAGAGGAGGACGAGUGGAGGCUCGCGGCGAUGGACGACGGCAACUUCGAGACCACCACCGACGACAGCCAGAGCGACAUGAUCGGCGAGGUGAACUACGAGGACACCGCGUCGGCGGAAGGGAUCGUGGCGUACGACUCGAGGACUGGCGAGCAGCUGGACAGCGAAGAGGUGCGCAAGGGGAGGUCCAAGGAGCUGCGCGACCUGGCGGAGUUCGAGGUGAAGAUCGAGGUGGACGAGUCCGAGAUGAUCAGCAAGCCAGGGAAGAAGAUCUGGUCGAAGUGGGUGGAGACGCGGAAGGACCCGAACAGCGCCGAGGUCAGGAGCAGGCUGGUCGCAACCGAGAUCAACACAGGCGAGGUUAGGACGGACUGCUUCGCUGCGACGCCGCCGUUGAAGUUCGUGAGACUGAUACUGGCGUGGGCGGCGAGUUACAGUCCCAGAAGGAACAGCGCGGGGGUCAAGAUGAUCCUGUUGCUGUUUGACAUCUCUGUGGCGUUCUUCCACGGCCUGGUGCGGAAGGUCCUGUACGUGGUACCGCCGAAGGACCUGCGCAAGAAGGGCAAGGUGUGGAGGCUGCUUCGGAGCCUAUAUGGAACGAGGGACGCGAGCCAGGUGUUCCAGACGUACGUGGCGGACAACCUGAGCGAGCACGGCUUCGACAGGAACGCGGUGGUCCCGUGCUUGUACUGGAGUAGCGAGCUGGAGGCGCUGGGGGUUCACUGGGGCGAUGACUUCAUCUACGCCCUGCCGAACGACAGCGCCGACGACCUCGAGCAGCUGAUGAGGGAAGUGUUCAAGGUGAAGAUCUGCGAGCGCGUGGGGCCCAACUGCAAGUCCAGUGCGGCGUUUCUGCACAGGACGCUUUCAUGGAGUUCGAAGGGUUUCACCUGGGCGCAUGACCCGACUCACACCGUGGCGAUGGCCAAGGCUUUCGGCUUCGACGGGCAGACACGCUUAGACCAGGAGAAGUGGGUCGUGACGGUCGCGCCGGGCUCCAAGACGGUGGGCAAGACUCGUGAUGCUGCAGACCCCCUUGACGAAGAAGGAGCAGCACUAUACCGAGCACUCGUGGGGACGGCGCUCUAUGUCGGCCAAGACCGUCCCGAGGCGCAGUACGCGACAAAGGAAGUCGCUCGCCACAUGUCGACGCCAACGAGAUCGGCGUGGUGUGCCCUCAAGCGAUUGUGCAAGUACUAUUCGGAGGUGCCGUUGCUCGUGUGGGAGUUCAAUUACCAGAAGAUGCCAGAGGACGUGAGAGUGGUCACGGACGCGAACUGGGCUGGCGAGCUGGAGGCAUUGCGUUCUACCUCGGCUGGCUGGGUAUACUUCGGAGGCCACCUGCUCGAAGCCUAUUCCUCGACGCAGCAGAUAGUGGCCUUAUCGACGGCGGAGAGCGAGUACAUAUCAAUAACAAAAGGAGCUGCACAUGCAUUGGAGGUCAGGAGCGCGCUCGCCGAGUACGGCUGGGUCAAGAAGGUGAUCUGCGAGGCGGACUCGUCAGCUGGACGGUCGAUGGCCACAAGACGUGGCGUGGGUCGAGUGCGUCAUCUAUACGCGCGCCUGUUGUGGCUACAAGAGUUGUGCGCAGACGGCACGAUCGAGAUGCGCGUGAAGCCUGGGGAGUCCAACGAGGCGGACCUGGGCACCAAGAUGGUCGACAUACAGAGGGUGACCAAGUUGAUGAAGACUACGUCGCUGCGGCCUCCUGGGGGCUGGGGCUGCUGGGUUGUGGCAGCGGCGCUGGAGAAGGCGACUGCAGCAAACGACUGCAGCGUCGACUUGGUCAAGUACGACGGGGAGAUGGAUCGGACCAGCAGGAGUGUCUUCGAGAGCUGGGUGCUGGUAGCCCUCAUCGGCAUGGGCGUGCUCUCGUUGAUCCUGGGGCUCGCGUGUGGCUAUGCCGUGGGAAGGUGCUGCUCGCCGAGGAGCGCCACUGGCGAACGGCGCAAUGUGGAGUCCACGCAGACGGAGGAGCUCGAGAUCAUUCCGUACUGGGAGUGGCUGCUGAACGACCUGCAGAAGGAGCUGCACUCCAGGGGCGUGAAGGCGAUCCCGAAGCUGAAGGGCCACUGCAUCCAGAAGCUGUUGGAGAUUGACCAGGCGGACGCCCUCGUCCUCCUGCAGGUCGACGUGGCGCUGCACGACUCGCGGGCCGCCGGAGGCACCAGGGACAUCCAUAACGCAGGUGCCGGCGCGUGCCUGCAGGUGCAGGACCAGUACUGCGAAGGUCGAGCGGACCUCCACGUCGGUUCCCCCGAAGGGCUUGACCUGGGCUCCACGAGGACCAUUCAGUUCCUUCUCAAUAAGGACCACGAGCUAGACCCCACCUGCCAGGCCAACUUGCUUCCCCUUGGCAUGUGGCACCAGGCCGUUCUCCAGAGCUGGCUGCCUCGCUCCAUGCUGCACAAGUGCUGGAAGCGCUACCAACCGCCACUGAUCACUGUCAUCAGAGGGGAGCUCCAGUGCUUCCGUAAAGGUGGCAACCCAGAGACAGCUACCUUUCUCAGUGGUGUCAUCGCUGGUGGGUAUCCGUGUCAGGGACAGCUCUUCAGGGCCAGAAGAGUCACCGCCCCUCAUUGCUUGGCUAGCGGGCAGGCGGAGGGGGCCCCGAAGCACAGGCUCUACGCGUGCCUAGGCUUCACCUGUUCCGUCGUGACCUGGGCCUGGACCAGGUUGUUCGUGACGGUGUAG
Molecule: messenger RNA, 5540 nt
Organism: Prorocentrum cordatum
Lineage: Eukaryota; Dinophyceae; Prorocentrales; Prorocentraceae
Source: the annotation of a GenBank genome assembly